GAGGAGGUCUAUAAACUGUAGUUCCUCACUAGCCUCCACACACAGUCGUCUCCUGCUCUCCACCUCAGGAUAUUUCUCUCCUCUCGAAGGAACUCGAUCCUCGGCAGCCAUGGGCGUUGAGGGGGGAAUGAAAUUUGUGAAGUUCCUGCUCUUCUUCUUCAACUUCAUCUUCUGGUUAUGCGGCCUAGCACUGAUCGUGGUGGGGAUCCUGGUCCAGGUGGCUAUGCACGACACGCCCAUGAUCCAUGAUGCGACCGCCUCCGGAGGUCCCAUCGUCGUCAUCAUCGUCGGUGUGGUGAUCUUCUUCAUCGCCUUCUUCGGCUGCUGUGGAGCCUGGAAAGAAAACUACUGCAUGGUUACAAUGUUUGCCAUCCUUCUCUGCCUGAUCAUCAUUGUUGAGAUUGCCGCAGCAAUCGCUGGAUACGUCUUCAGGAACAAGCUCUCAGAGGUCGUCCAGGAUAGCCUGACUGAAAUGAUUGACAGAUACAACAACGGCACAGACGAAUUCAGAAAGAGCGUGGAUAAACUGCAGGAGGAUUUGAAAUGCUGCGGUGUGAACAGCUCCUCUGACUGGAGGAACUUCAAACCUGCAGGAAACUCUGUGCCGGACUCGUGCUGUGUGAAUGUCAGCACAAACUGUGGAGCUGGGGCCAUGAUGGACCCUGUCAAAGUUCACCAGGCGGGUUGUCAUGACGCUGUGGUGGAUGUCCUGAAGGAAAACAUCCUCUGGGUGAUAGUUGCAGCUCUUGUAAUUGCUGGCUUGCAGAUACUGGGCCUUGUCUUCGCCUGCUUAAUGAUGAAAGGCAUCCGCAGCGGCUACGAAGUCAUGUGAUCCAGCUCCACAGCUUAGCAAUGAGCAGGCCGCUCACGUCACACUUACUGGGAGCUUCUUUUGUAAACAUUGAAUAUGUUCAUCUUAUAAUUAAAGUUUGAUACACAGAACUAUAUAUAUUUUAAGUGUGAAUGAUGAGUCCGUUUGCAUGUUUUGCCGUUAGACAAAGUUUCUUAAAGAAAGCCAACCUCUGCAGUCAGCAGGUAGACUCUUAACUGUUCUGUUUGUCUGAUGAAAGGUUGGCUUAUGGGUCAAAUUGUGAUUUGCGGGUGUGGGCUGCGCAAAUAAAUUUAGAUUGUUAAUGAUCAUGAUGCUGUGGCGGCUUUGCUGAAAUUUUUUUAAAAAUCCAGCCGAUAAUGGUUGCAGCUCUAGCUAAUGCUGACUCAGCAUUCACAUUGUGGUUUUCCUGUUCUUUAUUUUUAUCUUCCUCUCCUGCUGUAUGUUGUUGCAUAUGUUUCUGCUUUUUUUCGACCUGUUUUGGCAUCGAGCUUCUUUCUAGUUUUUGCUGGUUCCAGGCUGCAGUUUUCCUUUUCUAUUAAAGACUCUUGAAAUUUCAUCUGAAUUUGCCACAAGUGUAAAUAAAAACCGGGAAAAUAAAUGGACCAUAUAAUAAUAAAA
This is a messenger RNA of Limanda limanda (common dab), 1450 nucleotides long. RefSeq names its product CD63 molecule (gene cd63). Lineage: Eukaryota; Metazoa; Chordata; Actinopteri; Pleuronectiformes; Pleuronectidae. Gene Ontology annotation, cellular component: membrane. Bases 110 to 832 code for a protein of 240 amino acids. The record is from RefSeq and is a predicted model, not a curated record. The transcript is spliced from 8 exons.